This is a messenger RNA of Hyaloscypha bicolor E, 3188 nucleotides long. RefSeq lists its product as uncharacterized. The record is from RefSeq and is a predicted model, not a curated record. Bases 444 to 2999 code for a protein of 851 amino acids. The transcript has 2 exons. NCBI's taxonomy places the organism in Eukaryota, Fungi, Ascomycota, Leotiomycetes, Helotiales, Hyaloscyphaceae.
CCUUCUUGACCUUCUCUCUUUCCAGAACCCGCCGCAAACUCACGUCUUCCCUGGUCGUUGCCCAACGAUAUCUCCGCAAUCUGCUGAUGUGAUCCUGGCGGCGAUCAACCCUCUUCCACCUGUAAUGAAAUUGUCAUCCCAUCAACCUCAAACAAGCCAAUCGCUUGCGCAAGUGCAGGGCUGAGAUUUGGUACGACAGGUAGAUAAGUCAUUUGCCUGCUCUAUCCUCUCUUCUUCCAAGCUUUCUGUCAACUUCUCGUUCGCGACUCUCUUUUCUUUCAGUUCAUCAGUAUACAUAUCAAGGGUUUCCUGGUGAACCUGUCCACUCCUUUUCAUCAUCCUUUGUAAUAAGCAUAAAUUUCUCGGCCGGCGGUUUCAUCAGUUUCUCUCGACACGGAGGCGAAUCCUGUACCUCCACCAAUCAUCCUUCGAUAGAUCCCACCAUGUUUAAGCAGAAGUCGAAGUGGGCCGGGCUUGGGAUGGGUGCGAAAGGCCGUGACGGGAAUGGAACUAGUGCGCCAAUACCUGUGUCAGAAGAUGCACAGGCCAAAAAUACCAGAGAUGCUGGACCAGGACUGCUGAUGGAGUUCGCACCGCAAAGUCGGGAUCGGAGUCUUCUUCCUCAAAGACCUAGCACUUCCGCCGGGCCUGCCUCGAGCUUCACGAAGCGGAAGAACGCUGAGAAGAGAGAAACAAAAGACGAUCUUCACUUCAACCCGUUAGCCGCACAUGGGAAAGGGACGACGUUUUAUAAUUUUCCCCUCCCAGGAGCGCUUCCCACUCCCACCACCACGCCAAGAUCGUCUCCUCCACCACCUCGAGAAGCUGAACUGGCACGGCCUUCGACACCAGACUCUAUGGAGAUAGCACCUGGGAAGAUAGAGCCAUCACCAACGGAAAUCGGGAUGGCACUUGGUAGUCCAGCACAUCCGCCCACGAUGUAUCAAUCUGAUCCUGCUGAUGCAUACCACGAGUACAUGCGGAAUAAUUCGCCAGGUCAUACAGAUGGCGACUCUGUCGAUGGAUGGGUCAACUCGCCGCCGAUCCCCAAGCGAAAACCUAGUAAAUGGAAAACUUUAGGGGGCUUGUUUGGAGGAAAGAAGAAUACACAAGCAUUCUAUCAACUUCAACCUGAGCCACCUCAACCACCCCCGGCGCCACCAGUGGAACAGUACGUCCAUUUCGAUGAACCUCAGAGCGACAAAUCCUCCAUGUAUCGCGGGCGUACGAAGUCUGAGAGGAAGAGUAAGAAGAAUAAGCCAGACAUGAAAAGAGCAAACACUGCCCCACUCAAUUUCGAGUUAGCGAACCCGAACCAAUAUCAGCAUCAACCUCCAGAGAUCACUCUUGAUGGAGAGCGUCUAGGUGAUAGUGGAUCUGCUCACACGACCCAUUCCGGAGGCCUGCUUGAUAUUGACAUCCCUACCAUUCAGAUGGAGAGAUACAGCAUCAUGUUCAGCGGCGUUCUUCAGAAAUCAGGUUCAACUACUACGUCAUCUCUUCUUGCGAGACGACAAGCAACGCUUGACAAACUCAAGACCGUCAAUGAAGCUAUUGCUUCGAAGGAACAAGAAUUAUUAGCCACAAUGAAGCAACAAAGAUCCCGAAGAGCGAGUUCACCUCAGGCGAAAAGUCCAGCGUUCUCGUUGUUUCCAUCCACGCCAUCUCGAGUGAGAGAACCAUCUCCAAGUCCUUAUCGAGCAAAUCUGCAGCGCUCAAACACAUCACCUGCUAUGUUAUCGCCUGCUCGACCAUCAUUUGCGCCAGGCCCAGAAAAUGAUGCACACGCUCAGAUUCUAGCUGCUGCCACUGAAGUUGCCGCAAGGGAAGACACGGAGAAGCGAAUGCGGAGGGCAGAAGUUCGGAUUCCAAACUUGCGAAGAAGGGAGCCGAUGCCAGAACCUGAAGCUGAACCAGUGAAAGAGCAGGUGAAGAAACCAGUAAGAUAUGAAAUCAUGGAUUCUCCGACGAUCGUUUCGCCAAAUCCAAAAUGGUCAACCGAGGAAUCUCACCUAACCUUGGACUCACCCACUGAUGAAGAGGGUGAAGUGGAGGAAGCCUAUGAUCCGGCACCUCUACCCAUGAAGCCUGUACUCCCUGAGCCUAACUGGCAAAUGAUUACACCUGCCCACGGUCAUGUUGCAACAUCUUCAGCCUCGGGAUCAACAACUUCCCGCUCUGAUCACUCUACCUCAACCUCAGCAUCUAGCAUCAUGACUUCACCUAGUGUUGCCUCACCACAACCAUCAAAAACAAUACUAUCACCUCCUUCAGGACGCCCUCGUGCGGCAACGACAGGAGCACCACCAAACACAGGCCGCAUGCGCAGCGCCACCACCUCUAGCACCUCCCAAAUCCCACGCCGCGGUCCAAACCACCAGACAGCCUACGCUGACGAGGACGAAGAGCUUCGCCUCAAGACCGCAGCCGACGUCUCUAUCGCCCGUCAAAUCUCGGUCUCGAGAUCCCAACGCCAACUUCUCGUGCCCAUUAAAUCUGCUCUCAAGCAGCCGAAAAAUCCAAAUCUUACUAUUGAGCCGAGAAAUUUCCCGGUUUCAGCGAGCGGCAUUGAUAUUAUCGGUGUGGGGAGAGUAGCCAGUCCGCUCGGUGCAGUAGCCGUCGCUGCUCAGGAAGAGAGGGAGAGAGGCGGGAGUCCGUUUGCAGACAGAGGAGAGAGAGGACGCAUGGCUAGAGAGAAGAAGCCAGCUGAGAGAUUGGUCGAAGGUGUGAAACCUGCUACGCCAACACUCGUCGUUGUCGGUAAUUCUCUAGACCAAAAAGAGAAAUUGUGGCAAGGUGCUACGCAACAGCAUCUGGCGCACAGUACUCCUGUGGAACCUGCGGAGCGCAGGAGAGGAAACGAUAACGGACAUUUGCAUCUCAGUAAUACAGGGGAGAUCAAAGUUGGGUUGGCUGUUGAGGCGGCGCAGGCGAAGGAGCUGCAGAACAGGAAAAGUGAGAGGGUUGUUGUGGAGAUUAUUAGCGCUGCUUCGAAUUAGGGAAAUAGGAGGGUUUGGGAUGGGAUGGGUUCUCUUCGGAUUCAAAAUGCUCUGGAAGUAUUGUUUAUAGGGUAGGGUCACGGCAUUUUGCUGGUUUUGAGACGGUCCCAUCAAAUGUCGGCAAGAUUGUUUAUGGUUGCAUGAUAGAGUAGAUAGGAUGAUACCAAUUUUAUUUGACUGAUGACCUUG